AUGUUCUCAGUACCCGGCUGGAACGUUGCCGCGCAGGUUAAGACUCAGGUCGAAGCGCCAAAGCCAAAAGAAUCAAAACCGGGAAAAAAGGCGCAGAAGCGGAAAGAAAAGCGAGAGGAGCAACAGGUGAAUGCAGAUAAUUUAGCAGAGCAAUGGGAAAGCAUCGCGAGUGGCAAGGGUAGUGAGGUGGUGAAGACACAGAAGGCUGAGGCGAAGGAUGUAGAAUUCACAGAUGAGGCGGCGCAAGAGAAGCGCGGAAAGAAGAGGAAGAGAGGGAAGGCUGGCGGUAACAAAGACAAGAGGCAGGGAGAAGACGGCGCAAAAGAUUCAGAGACAGAGGAUGCGACGGCAGCAGAUGAUACAAAGGCUAGCCCUGCGAAGCCUGCCACAGACAAACCUACAACCGCCGAUGCUGAAUCCAAACGCGACAAGAAGAAGCGCAAGAAGGAGUCCAAGGCAGAUAAACUACUGGCUGCAAAUGCGAAUGAUACGGCCUCUACCCCCGCAGCUCCAACCCUCGAGAAUCUCCUUCCCGAACCAAAGGGCCUAACUCCCCUCCAACGCUCAAUGCGUAGCAAGCUUGCCAGCGCCCGCUUCCGCCACCUAAACGAAGCGCUUUAUACCAAGCCCUCCGCUGACAGCGCUUCUCUCUUCAAGGAAGACCCCUCCAUGUUCGAAGACUACCACCGCGGUUUUGCGCAGCAAGUCGAAGUCUGGCCAUCAAACCCUGUAGACAGCUAUGUCAACAGCAUACUAGUACGCAGCAAGCUACGGCCCAAGGACCAGCGAAGAGACCGAAGAGGACCACCCAAGAACGCCGUUCGCCGAGGUCCUGGUUUCGAAGAAGAGGAAACCACCACUAUCGCACCUCCCCGCGGCGACGCGAAACCCCUCCCCCGAGACCUUAAAGGCCACAGCACAAUCGCCGACUUGGGCUGCGGCACAGCCUCCCUCUCCUACCGCCUCCAACCCCACCUCCAAUCUCUAAACCUCACAUUCCACUCCUUCGACCUCUCGCAGCCUACGGGCCCCUCCAAAAACCUCGUCACCGUCGCAGAUAUCAAGGCGCUUCCGCUCCCCGAUAACUCGGUCGACGUAGCCAUCUUCUGCCUCGCCCUCAUGGGCACAAACUGGCUCGACUUCAUCGACGAAGCAUACCGCAUCCUGCGCUGGAAAGGCGAAUUGUGGGUUUCGGAAAUCAAGUCGCGGUUCGGUCGCGUCGAUAAGAAAAAGGGCGGUGUUCCUAUAAACUCAAUCGGCUCGCUGAAGAAGAAUGUAGAUAAGAAACUACUGAAACCGACGAAGAAACAAAAAGCGGAUAAGGCGCCUGCUGAAGGGCCGGAGGACUCGGAGGACGAGGCGGAGCUUGCGGUUGUGGUUGAUGGGCAAGAGGGAAAGGACGGCACGGAUGUAUCUGCUUUCAUCGACGUCCUGCGUAAGCGUGGCUUUGUGCUGGAUGCGUUGCCAGAGAGGCCCGGUGAUGCGAUUGAUCUGAGCAACAAGAUGUUUGUCAAGAUGCAAUUUGUCAAGGCUGCGCAUCCUAGCAAGGGCAAGAACGCAAGGGAUGAUCAGAAAGCUGGUGCAGUGGCGCAGAGAGGCGGAGGGAUGAAGUUUGGGCUCAAGGGAAAGAGGAUGAGUGCUGUUGCUGACGAAGAAGAAGGGGAUGAAAAAGAAAAAGCUGUGUUGAAGCCAUGUCUGUAUAAAAUUAGGUAG
This is a messenger RNA of Pyrenophora tritici-repentis Pt-1C-BFP, 1713 nucleotides long. Its product is annotated as ribosomal RNA-processing protein 8. Gene Ontology annotation, molecular function: rRNA (adenine) methyltransferase activity. Gene Ontology annotation, biological process: ribosomal large subunit biogenesis; rRNA methylation. NCBI's taxonomy places the organism in Eukaryota, Fungi, Ascomycota, Dothideomycetes, Pleosporales, Pleosporaceae. Gene Ontology annotation, cellular component: nucleolus. The record is from RefSeq and is a predicted model, not a curated record.